Fonsecaea erecta is the source of this 1314-nucleotide messenger RNA. Its product is annotated as mRNA surveillance protein pelota. NCBI's taxonomy places the organism in Eukaryota, Fungi, Ascomycota, Eurotiomycetes, Chaetothyriales, Herpotrichiellaceae. The coding region runs from base 1 to 1314 and encodes 437 amino acids. The record is from RefSeq and is a predicted model, not a curated record. Gene Ontology annotation, biological process: nuclear-transcribed mRNA catabolic process, non-stop decay; nuclear-transcribed mRNA catabolic process, no-go decay; nonfunctional rRNA decay. The transcript is spliced from 3 exons. Gene Ontology annotation, cellular component: cytoplasm.
AUGCAUUUCAAAUAUCCCCGCAACCUUGACCAAAUCGAGAAAUUAGACGACAUCACAAUGCGCCUCGUCAAGCGAAAUAUCAACAGCGAUGGGAGUGGGAGUGUCACAUUGUGCCCUGAAGAGCCUGAAGACAUGUGGCAUGCUUAUAACCUCAUUCGACCUACAGACCUCCUCACUGCCUCUGCCAUACGGCGAGUGACCACCGAAUCCUCGUCCACGGGUUCUACGUCAUCUCAACGAGUUCACACCAACCUCACGAUACGGGUCAAGUCCUUGGAUUUUGACCCCCAGGCUGGGCAACUGCAUGUGUCCGGCCAGAUCGCCAGGGAGAAUAGAUAUACAAAGCUAGGCCAAUUUCACACACUUGACCUUGAGCUGCAGCGCAACUUCACCCUCGAAAAGGAAGUCGAAGGCAGUGAUGGUUCAGAGGGUUGGGACAGCGUCGCCCGUGCGCAGCUGGAAGAGGCUAUAGACCCUUCGAGGGGCACUGAAGCGGUCGCGGUCGUCAUGCAGGAAGGGCUGGCCAACAUCUGCUUCCUGACACAAUUCCAGACUGUCUUGAGGCAGAGGGUCGAAGUCUCGGUCCCGCGGAAGCGGACAGGCGCUGGGAGAUCCGCCGACCAUGACAAAGGCUUGAUGAAAUUCUACAGUACCGUGCUGGACACGCUACUCAGACAGCUUCAGGGCUUGAUGGAGCACAAAGACAGCAGCGCGAGUUUCCCGAUAUUGCUCGCGAGUCCUGGCUUCACGGCCGCCGGCUUCCUGAAACACAUCAACGAGACCGCCGUUGCAAAAGGGGACAAAAUGCUACAAGACUUGGUGAGGCGGAACGCUUUUAUUGUGGUCCACAGCAGCUCCGGUCACCUCCACAGUCUCAAUGAGGUCCUCAAAAGCCCAGAGGUGCUCGUGAGGUUGAAGAAUACAAAAUAUGCCCGGGAGACGGCACUCAUGGACGAGUUCUAUACACUCCUACGCAAGGACGAUGGCCGGGCAUGGUACGGGCCGAAAGAGGGAGAGACAUGCGUAGAGAAGGGCGCUGUUGGCCGAGGGGGAGGAGUUCUUUUGAUCAGCAACGCCUUGUUUCGCAGCCAGGACGUAGCCACGAGGCGAAGAUGGGUCAAACUUGUCGAUCGGGUGAGGGAGGUAGAGGGCGGUGAAGUCAGAGUCCUGAGCAGUGACCAUGAGAGUGGGAGACGACUGGAGGGCCUAGGAGGCAUUGCCGCCAUCCUGACAUUUCCCAUCGAAGACAUAGAUUCAGAGGACGAGGACGCGGACGAGGGCUCUGAGCAGGCUGAGCAUGGCCGGGAAGAAUGA